Passer montanus (Eurasian tree sparrow) is the source of this 1141-nucleotide messenger RNA. It is a transcript of the gene TOMM40L, whose product is annotated as translocase of outer mitochondrial membrane 40 like. The transcript has 8 exons. Lineage: Eukaryota; Metazoa; Chordata; Aves; Passeriformes; Passeridae. The record is from RefSeq and is a predicted model, not a curated record. Gene Ontology annotation, biological process: protein import into mitochondrial matrix. Gene Ontology annotation, cellular component: mitochondrial outer membrane; mitochondrial outer membrane translocase complex. Gene Ontology annotation, molecular function: transmembrane protein transporter activity. The coding region runs from base 39 to 1013 and encodes 324 amino acids.
CCCGCGAUGGCGGCGGCCGGCGGCGGCCCGUAGGGGCCAUGGGCAACGCCGAGGGCCGGGCCCCGCGCCGGGCCGAGCCCCGCGGCAACCCCGGCAGCUUCGAUGAGCUGCACCGGCUCUGCAAAGAGGUGUUCCCGCCGCAGAUGGAGGGCGUGAAGCUGAUCGUCACCAAGACCCUGAGCAGCCACUUCCAGGUGACACACACGGUGCACAUGAGCACGCUGGGCCCCUCCGGCUACCGCUUCAACGCCACCUUCCUGGGGGACCGCCAGCUGGGCGCCGAGGUGUUCCCCACGCUGCUCGGGGACAUGGACAGCAGUGGCAGCCUCAACGCGCAGGCCGUGCAGCUGCUGGGCGAGCGCCUGCGCGCCAAGGCCGUGUUCCAGACGCACCAGGCCAAGUUCGUGACGUGGCAGUUCGACGGCGAGUACCGCGGCGAGGACUGCACGGCCACGCUCACGCUGGGCAACCCCGACCUGCUGGGCGGCUCCGUGAUCGUGGUGGCACACUUCCUGCAGAGCGUCACCGCCCGCCUGGUGCUGGGCGGGGAGCUCGUGUACCACCGGCGGCCCGGCGAGGAGGGAGCCAUCCUCACCCUGGCCGGGAAGUACUCGGCCCCGCACUGGGUGACAACGCUCAACGUGGGCUACGGCGGCGCCCACGCCAGCUACUACCACCGGGCCAACGAGCAGGUGCAGGUGGGGGUGGAGCUGGAGGCCAACACGCGGCUGCAGGAGAGCAGCUUCGCCUUCGGCUACCAGCUGAGCCUGCCGCGGGCCAACGUGGUCUUCCGAGGUGGGCGCGGCUCCCGCGGCCGCCGCCGCCGCUGUCGCCUGCUGGUGGCGCUCAGCUGUCGCCGCUGUCGCCCCGCAGGGCUCCUGGACAGCAAUUGGAGCGUGGGGGGCGUCCUGGAGAAGAAGCUGCCGCCCCUGCCCGUGACGCUGGCGCUGGGCGCCUUCCUGAACCACUGGAGGAGCCGCUUCCACUGCGGCUUCAGCGUCACCGUGGGCUGAGGGACGGGGCACAGGGGACAGCACAGGGGACACAGGGACAGGACAGGGGACAGGACAGAGUGAGCAGGACGGGACAGCGGGGACAGGACAGGGGACAGGACAGCAGGGACAGGACAGGGGACAGGACG